This is a messenger RNA of Ornithorhynchus anatinus (platypus), 1742 nucleotides long. It is a transcript of the gene SBSN, whose product is annotated as suprabasin. The record is from RefSeq and is a predicted model, not a curated record. NCBI's taxonomy places the organism in Eukaryota, Metazoa, Chordata, Mammalia, Monotremata, Ornithorhynchidae. Bases 1 to 1677 code for a protein of 558 amino acids. The transcript has 5 exons.
AUGCGUUCACUGGAGCGCGUGUACGUCUUCGUGGGUCGGUAUGUGGGUGUGUCUGGGAAUGGACUGGGCCCGCCUCCCCACCAGGAGCCUGUCGGUGCCUCCCCGGGGCCCGGGCUCAGCCCAGCCUGGCUGAGUCACGGGACCGACCGGGCGGGCGGGUUAAAAAGGCGCCCGCCCGACACAACGCCUCUCUGCCAUCCCGCCCGGCCCGUCCAUCCACCAGCAUGCACCCCACCGCCGUCCUCGCCGGCUCCCUCCUGCUCCUGGCCGCCCUGGGGGUGGAUCCCGGCCUCGCCACUGCGGCCGCCCCUUGGAGAAGGUCAUCGACCGGCAAUCAACCGCGGCCUGACCAAUGCUGAGCGUGAGGUGGGCCGAGCCCUGGACGGCAUCAACCACGGCUUCACGCAGGCUGGCAAGGAAGUGGAGAAGGUGUUCAACGGGCUAAGCAACGUGGGCAGUCAGGCCGGCAAAGAGCUGGACAAGGGAGUCCAGGGGGUCAACAGCGGCCUGGACAAGCUGGGCCACGGGGCCAACAACGCUGCCGGCCAGGCCGGGAAGGAGGCCGACAAAGUCGCUCAAGGGGUCAGUCAUGGGGUCGGCCAGGCCGGGAAGGAGCUGGACAAGGGCGUCCAGGGGGUCAACCAUGCAUGGGACCAGACCGGGAAGCAGCUGGACAAAGGGGUUCAGGGGGUCAACCAUGGGGUCAACCAGGCCGGGAAGGAGCUGGACAAGGGCAUCCAGGGGGUCAACCAUGCGUGGGACCAGACCGGGAAGCAGCUGGACAAGGGCGUCCAGGGGAUCAACCACGGGAUCGACCAGGCCGGGAAGGAGCUAGACAAGGGCGUCCAGGGGGUCAACCAUGCGUGGGGCCAGGCCGGCAAGCAGCUGGACAAGGGCGUCCAGGGGGUCAACCAUGGGGUCGACCAGGCCGGGAAGGAGUUGGACAAGGGCGUCCAGGGGGUCAACCAUGCGUGGGACCAGACCGGGAAGCAGCUGGAUAAGGGCAUCCAGGGGGUCAACCAUGGGGUCGGCCAGGCCGGGAAAGAGCUGGACAAGGGCGUCCAGGGGGUCAACCAUGCGUGGGACCAGACCGGGAAGCAGCUGGAUAAGGGCAUCCAGGGGGCCAACCAUGGGGUCAACCAAGCCGGAAAGGAUCUGGACAAGGGCGUCCAGGGGGUCAACCAAGGGGUGAACCAAGCUGGGAAGGAGCUGGACAGAGGAGUUCAAGGGGUCGACAAUGCGUGGGACCAGGCCGGCAAGCAGCUGGACAAGGGCGUCCAGGGGGUCAACCAAGGGGUGAACCAGGCUGGGAAGGAGUUGGACAAAGUUGCUCAUGGGAUGAACCAUGGGGUCAACCAGGCCGGCAAGGAGCUGGACAAGGGCGGCCCGGGGGUCAACCAGGCGUGGGACCAGACCGGGAAGGACGUCCACCACGGGGUCAACCAGGCCGGCAAGGAGCUGGACAAGGGAGUCCAGGGGGUCAACCAGGCGUGGGACCAGACCGGGAAGGACGUCCACCACGGGGUCAACCAGGCCGGGAAAGAGGCUGACAAACUCCUGCACGGCGGGCAGCAGACCGGCGGCGGGGUGACUCCUCUUUUUUCGGGGGCGACCGCCAAUGCGCCAUUGAUUAACUGGGCGGCCUUGUGGAGGGGCAUCGCCAACAUCAAUCCUUGAGCAGGGGGCCGUGGCCGUGGCCCUGGCCGGAGUCCUGGUUCCCAGAGGCCGAGCCGCUGUGGACC